This is a messenger RNA of Manis javanica (Malayan pangolin), 2455 nucleotides long. It is a transcript of the gene TRHR, whose product is annotated as thyrotropin releasing hormone receptor. Gene Ontology annotation, cellular component: membrane. The record is from RefSeq and is a predicted model, not a curated record. Gene Ontology annotation, biological process: phospholipase C-activating G protein-coupled receptor signaling pathway. Gene Ontology annotation, molecular function: thyrotropin-releasing hormone receptor activity. NCBI's taxonomy places the organism in Eukaryota, Metazoa, Chordata, Mammalia, Pholidota, Manidae.
AAGCACUCUGAAGACGAGCUUUCCUGCAGUGUUGGAAACUUGGGCUUAUUACUGCUUCCUCUACCCGGAAACGCAGGCGUCACUACAAAAGAAAAGGUGGAGAGAGCACUGUGACACAGACAGGGCUCUGGACAGAAGAUGUUCUGAGAAGUGUUUCAGAGGCAAUCAAGCCACUAAAGAUGGAAAACGAGACAGUAAGCGAGCUGAACCAGACCCAGCUUCAGCCGAGAGCAGUGGCGGCCCUGGAAUACCAAGUGGCCACCAUCUUGCUGGUGCUCGUCAUCUGCGGCCUGGGCAUUGCGGGCAACAUCAUGGUGGUGCUGGUAGUGCUGAGGACCAAGCACAUGAGGACCCCCACAAACUGCUACCUGGUGAGUCUGGCAGUAGCCGAUCUCAUGGUCCUGGUGGCCGCCGGACUCCCCAACAUAACUGACAGUAUCUACGGUUCCUGGGUCUAUGGCUAUGUUGGAUGUCUCUGCAUUACUUACCUCCAGUACUUGGGCAUUAAUGCAUCCUCUUGUUCGAUCACAGCCUUUACCAUUGAGAGGUAUAUAGCAAUCUGUCACCCCAUCAAAGCCCAGUUUCUCUGCACAUUUUCCAGAGCCAAAAAGAUCAUCAUCUUUGUCUGGGCUUUCACAUCCAUUUACUGUAUGCUCUGGUUCUUCUUGCUGGAUCUCAAUAUCAGCACCUACAAAGAUGCUAUUGUGGUGUCCUGUGGCUACAAGAUCUCCAGGAAUUACUACUCACCUAUUUACCUAAUGGACUUUAGUGUCUUUUAUGUUAUGCCUAUGAUCCUGGCCACCGUCCUCUAUGGAUUCAUAGCUAGGAUCCUCUUCUUAAAUCCCAUUCCUUCAGAUCCUAAAGAAAACUCUAAAACAUGGAAAAAUAACUCAAUCCAUCAGAAUAAGAAUUUGAAUUUGAAGACCUCCAAUAGAUGUUUCAAUAGCACAGUAUCUUCAAGGAAGCAGGUCACCAAGAUGCUGGCAGUGGUUGUGAUUCUGUUUGCCCUUUUAUGGAUGCCCUACAGGACUCUUGUGGUUGUCAACUCAUUUCUCUCCAGCCCUUUCCAAGAAAAUUGGUUCUUGCUCUUUUGCAGAAUUUGCAUUUAUCUCAACAGUGCCAUCAACCCAGUGAUUUAUAAUCUCAUGUCCCAGAAAUUCCGUGCAGCCUUCAGAAAGCUGUGUAACUGCAAGCAGAGGCCCCUGGAGAAACCUGUCAAUGACAGUGUGGCCCUAAAUUACAGUGUCAUCAAGGAGACAGAUCAUUUCAGCACAGAGCUUGAUGACAUCACUGUCACUGACUCUUAUUUGUCUGCCACGAAAGUAUCUUUUGAUGACACCUGCUUGGCUGCUGAAAUAACCUUUAGCCAAAGCUGAUUCUUGAAUUCGAAGAAAAUGUACCACAAAGUAAAUAAAUCUGUGGAAUUAUCAGCCCAAAAGAGGAAACGGCCAAUACUCGUAUGUGAAGACAGAGAAUAUAAGGCUUCUGCGAUGCUCUAACAAAUCCUGGCCCACGGUACUUAACCUGUGAGAAUGACUAUAUUAUCCUUCUAGGACCAUGAAAAAUGCACCACAAAAAAUGGAGUAGAUCUGUGAAAUAGUCAAAUGGGGUAUCACAAAACCAGUAUAACAAAAAAAUGGAGCAAUCUGUGAAGGAGCCAAAUGAUAGAAACUGCAAAUGUAACAACUUCCAUUUAGGUUGAAAAAUUCACUGAAUUUUCUGGGGCUGUGAAGUUUAGAUAAAACUUGGACAUCAAUUUACACUAUUCACAGUUACCUUACCAUAUGUAAUUCCUCAACUACCCUCACCCAAAUUAUUUUUUCAUUUGGUAAUUUGGCAACAUGCAAAUUCUUAAAUAUUUGCAUUUAACAUUUUAUUUUAACAAAGUACAGUGCCACUUCAUGGAUAUCUGAGACUGCUAGAGAAAACAGGAAGAAAAACAUUUUAAUUAUCGAGUAAAAUGAGAUUUCAGACAAAUAUGUUCACUAUAUGAAAAACAAAUACAUCAUAGGCUUAUAAAAUUCUGAGAUGAUUUUUAUAUCUCACAAAUAUGUGGUCGUCAUUCAGGUUGAAUGUAAAAUAUGCCUCAUAAAAGCUAAAAUUUCCAAUUGUAAAGACAUGUAGAUUUGAUAUAGGUAAAUCCAGCUCUCAUGAACUCUUCAAGCCUCCUAAAUGCUGAGUGAGACAGGAGAAACACUAGAUUGCAUAAUUGUGGUGAUACAAACUAACAUGUAAGUAAUACUGAAAAGUUUAGCCAAGACGAGACCAAGUACUUAAAAUAAGGACUUACUUUUCCUCUGAAACUUUAAAGGAAGAAAAUCCUUUUUGCACAUUCUCAUAUAUAAACUACUGAGCCAUGUCAAGUGAAUCCUUCUAGCUGCAUCUAGCUUAAAAGUCUGAAACCUUCUCAAAAGCUUAGUUGCUAUUCUAAAUCAGCCAGUCUGACUAGACACAC